GAUCACGCCACAUUCGUGCCAAGCACAUUGCCUGAGUAGCAUCGACGAGAGACGUGCCUUAAUAAACUAUAUAUAUCUAUAUACCAGUGUGUCUAAUCAUUUAUUAAUCACUUAUCCCAAUAGGUUAUUGGCCCAGGCACUCUUCAAGUGCGCUCUGAGUGUGGUGAUAAGUGAAUAAAAAAGUAAAACUGAAUUAAAAACUGAGAAAAAGGGGAACUCUGGUGACUCGUGUGGACCGGUUGAAAAGAUGGUCGGCGAGGAGAAACAAAAGGAUGGUGAGAGGAUGGCAAUGAAUAAUGCAUUAAUGGAGUUCUGGGAAGAACUGACAUACAUGUUUGGACCAGACGAUCUACACAGGGGUGAGGAUGUCACUAUAGGAUGGAAAGAGUGCACUAUAGUGAUACAAACAGACAAACACAAAUACAAGUUGGGUGCAAAAAUGCUGCCAAAUGCUCAGUGGAGGUCCGUGGUGGACUGGCACGAGCAAUAUGUCGNGAACAUCCAAAAAUUACUACUGAGGAAAGGGAAGAGUCAAAGGACGAGGAGAGUGGGAACGAGGGUGAGAAAACUGGAAGAGUCGAUGAGAAGAUGGAUGAGCAACAGACGAGUGGAAGUGAAGAAAACCCAGUAG
This is a messenger RNA of Diachasma alloeum, 631 nucleotides long. RefSeq lists its product as uncharacterized. Bases 248 to 631 code for a protein of 127 amino acids. NCBI's taxonomy places the organism in Eukaryota, Metazoa, Arthropoda, Insecta, Hymenoptera, Braconidae. The transcript has 3 exons. The record is from RefSeq and is a predicted model, not a curated record.